AUGCUCCCAGGCAUUUACUGCCCCGUGGAAUUCUGGUCCAAGGAGGAAAACCAAAACAUCCAGGUGGAUUUUCUGCUGCCCACGGGCAUUUACCUGAGCCUCCCGGUGUCGUGCAAUGCUAGCUUGGGCACCAUCAAGGAGGUGGUCUGGCAGCAUGCGCAGUAUGAACCAUUAUAUCACAUGCUCAAUGAUCCCGAGGCCUAUGUCUUCACCUGCAUCAAUCAGACGGCUGAGCAGCAGGAGCUGGAGGAUGAGCAGCGGCGUCUCUGCGACAUCCAGCCCUUCCUGCCUGUCUUGCGGCUCGUGGCACGAGAAGGUGACCGGGUCAAGAAGCUGAUUAAUUCCCAGAUCAGCUUGCUCAUUGGCAAAGGUUUGCACGAGUUUGACUCGGUGUCGGACCCAGAGGUGAGCGACUUCCGCACCAAAAUGCGCCAGUUCUGCGAGGAGAGGGCAGCGAAGCGGCAGCAGCUGAGCUGGAUGGCCUGGAUGGAGUACAGCUUUCCCUUGCAGCUGGAGCCCUUGGCCAAAGGCCUCGGGACCAGCCCUCUGCACGUCCCCCACAAGAACAUCUUUGUCAACGUCAUGUUUGAGUCUGGCGGGGAGAGCUUCACCUUCCAGAUCUCCCCCAGGGAAUACCCCAUCACGUUAAUGAGCUACGCCAUCAAGAAGCAGGCUACCGUUUUCCGCCACCAGACUGUGGAGAGCCCAGAGGACUAUACCCUACAGGUGAAUGGAAAAUGUGAAUACCUCUAUGGGAACUACCCUCUGUACCAGUUCCAGUACAUCCGCAGCUGCCUGCACCAGGGCCUGAUGCCCCACCUGACGAUGGUGCGCUUCUCCACCAUCAUUGCCAUGCGAGAUGAGCAGACCAACUGCAUCGCCCAUCCCCCAAAGAUGGGUGCCAAGCCUCCCCCACUGCCCAAGAAAAAGCCAAACAGUGGGUCUCUGUGGUCCCUUGAGCAGCCCUUUUAUAUUGAUCUGGUGCAAGGCAGUAAGGUCAACGCUGAUGAGAGGAUGAAGCUGGUGGUGCAGGCAGGCCUCUUCCAUGGCAAUGAGAUGCUCUGCAAGAUGGUGUCGAGCUCUGAGGUGAACGUGUGUUCAGAGCCAGUGUGGAAGCAGCGGCUGGACUUCGAUAUUAACAUCUGUGACCUGCCGCGCAUGGCCCGGCUCUGCUUCGCCCUCUACGCUGUCAUCGAGAAGGCCAAGAAGGCACGUUCCACCAAGAAGAAGUCCAAGAAAGCGGACUGCCCAAUAGCUUGGGUGAAUGUCAUGCUUUUUGACUACAAGGACCAGCUGAAAGCAGGAGAAUGCUGCCUGCAUAUGUGGUCAUCGUUCCCAGAUGAGAAAGGGGAGCUGUUGAACCCCAUGGGCACAGUCCAGAGCAACCCAAACACAGAGAGUGCAGCCGCCUUGGUUAUCUGCUUUCCCAAUGUCUCGGUCCAUCCGGUGCACUACCCAGCCUAUGAACAGCUGCUGGAUCUGGGGAGGAACGGAGAACACAGCCGUGCCACACUCGACGAUCCAGAGGAGAAGCAGCAGCUGAAGGAGAUCCUGGAGCGAAGGAGCCACACUGAGCUCUAUGAACAUGAGAAGGAUUUGAUGUGGAAGAUGAGGUACCACAUCCGGGACCAGUACCCAGAGGCCUUGGCGAAGCUCCUGAUCAUCACUAAGUGGAACAAACACGAGGACGUGGCCCAGAUGAUCUCCCUGCUCCACACCUGGCCAGAGCUGCCUGUCCUGAACGCCUUGGAGCUGCUGGAUUUCAGCUUCCCUGACCGUUACGUUGGUUUCUUCACUAUUAACUCCUUAAAAAAGCUGACAGAUGAGGAGCUGUUCCAGUAUCUGCUGCAGCUUGUCCAGGUGCUCAAGUACGAAUCCUACUUAGACUGUGAAUUAACCAAGUUCCUGUUGGACAGAGCUCUAUCUAACCGCAAAAUAGGGCACUUCCUCUUCUGGCAUCUCAGGUCCGAAAUGCAUGUCCCAGCAGUCGCUCUGAGGUUUGGCUUGAUCUUGGAGGCCUAUUGCAGAGGCAGCACCCACCACAUGAAAGUUUUAAUGAAACAGGGGGAAGCACUCAACAAGAUGAAAGCCUUGAACGACUUUGUGAAAGUGAGUUCUCAGAGGGCCACCAAGCCCCAGACCAAGGAGAUGAUGCAUGUGUGCAUGAAGCAGGAGACCUACCUGGAGGCCCUUUCCAAUCUCCUUUCUCCCCUGAACCCUAACAUUAUCCUUGCUGAAGUGUGUGUGGAGCAGUGCACAUUCAUGGACUCCAAGAUGAAGCCUUUGUGGAUUGUGUUUAAUAACGAGGAAACGGGCGGCGGUGGCGUGGGCAUCAUUUUCAAAAAUGGAGACGAUCUCCGCCAGGACAUGCUGACGCUACAGAUGAUCCAGCUGAUGGACGUGCUGUGGAAGCAGGAGGGCUUGGACCUGAGGAUGACCCCUUACGGCUGCCUCUCCACAGGCGACAAGACGGGGCUGAUCGAAGUGGUCAUGCACUCGGACACCAUUGCCAACAUCCAGUUGAACAAAAGCAACAUGGCGGCCACCGCUGCCUUCAACAAGGACGCGCUGCUGAACUGGCUGAAAUCCAAGAACCCAGGUGAAGCACUGGAGCAAGCGAUCGAGGAGUUCACGCUCUCCUGCGCUGGGUACUGUGUGGCGACGUAUGUCCUGGGGAUAGGAGACAGGCACAGCGACAACAUCAUGAUCCGGGAAACUGGCCAGCUGUUCCAUAUUGAUUUCGGCCAUUUUUUGGGGAACUUCAAAACCAAAUUUGGUAUCAACAGAGAACGGGUCCCUUUUAUCCUAACCUAUGACUUUGUGCACGUAAUCCAGCAGGGGAAAACGAACAACAGCGAAAAGUUUGAAAGAUUCAGGGAUUACUGUGAAAAAGCCUACAUGAUCCUGAGGCGCCACGGUCUCCUCUUCCUGCAUUUGUUUGCACUGAUGAAAGCUGCUGGCCUGCCAGAACUCAGCUGCUCUAAAGACAUUCAGUAUCUAAAGGACUCUCUAGCACUGGGAAAAACAGAUGAGGAGGCGCUGAAGCACUUCAGACUAAAAUUUAAUGAAGCCCUUCGAGAGAGCUGGAAAACCAAAGUGAACUGGCUGGCGCACAAUGUCUCCAAAGACAACAGACAGUAGAGCAACUGACAGCCUGCGCACUUGCUCUGAGGGAAUGUAAUGGUGUCUGCACUGAUGCCGGAAGUUGCUGCCUAUGGUAGACAGUUUUCUAAAACCUGCUGAAUGUUGCCACGUUAAGAAUCCCUCACCUGCAUCCUUUAGAGAUUGUGUUCCAGAAGUUUCUGCAUGCCCAAAAAUUGUUGGACCAUCAUGAGCUGCAUAAGCCUGUCAAUUGUAGAUCAUGCAAGGCCGAAGGAGAGACGAGGCAAUAUAAUUACCAUAGCCAAUAAAAGGUAGGUAGAUGCACUAUGACCUUAAGAACAUUACACUUCAGAACAUGCUUAAAAUACACCAUUUAAAUGGAAGAGUCGAGGCAGUUGCGAUGUAGUUUAAAACCAUACGCAGGCGGAGUGUUUCAGCUAUGUCAAGACAAUGCUUUUAUUUGGAGCUGUGCUCCAAGACGGACUGUUUCAGCCAGCAGCACAGUGAGUUUUUAAAGCCAGGCAAGAACAAAUACUGCACUAGCACUAAAUGGAAAACGUUUACUCAUGGCAUCAGACAUUAAGCCUGUUUCUGUGUAAAGAAGGUGGAGGGCCUGGCUUUGCUGUUGGGCGAUUGUCUUUGGUGGCAGAUCUCCCAGCGCCUUGCCCCUACCCAUUCAGGGAUGUAUUAAUAAAGCUUCACCAGAUGGUUGCCUGAUUCCAGACAGACUGGUGCCUGUUACUUCUCCACAGUAGAGAGAUCACAUGGGCAAACUCUGACGUACAUAUGCUUUUCAUAAUUGCCCAGUAGCUGGGAAAGAUUACUGAAGUUUCAUAUUCAGCAGGGAGGAUGGUAUCUGUUGUAGUCUUCGGUAAACUGGCCUGCCUUGCUGAGGAAUGAGCGCGCGGUGCACAGACUUAAUAGCUCAGUGUUCAAGGAAGCAGCGUGGUGCUUGCCAGCUCUGACUAAGUACACCGUGCACUUUCAGUCAGACCUGGAGUCCUGUUACUGGUUUAGCCCCUGAACAAUUAAGACCUGAAAUGCACUGCUCAUCCAGCCUCUCUACUGCCUUCAGUUUAGGCUUUCAAAACAUGUGUUUACACUCUCAGGCCCUACUCCUGUUUUGCAAGGGUUUGGAGCAACACAGAUCAGUGGCAUCUAUUUUGUUUUUAAAGUGCAAUAAACCAAGUUACAUCACAACGAACAGGCAAAAAGUGAAACAUUUGUGAGGUGCUCUGCCCUAAAAAGGCACUGCUGCAGUCCUGCAAAUCCACUUACCUACAACAAAUCAGAACUGAGUGGGCUUUCUUCCUUGGGGGCUAGUGAAAUGACUCUUGCUAUCUUGUCUAGCAAAGUAACAGGCUGCUGGACCCAGUCCAUCAGGAUUGCCUUUCCCAUGGUGCAGAGCAGACUCUUUAUCUGAUCUCCUCCACAGCAAGUUGAGGGGAAGUGUAGGUUGAAGCUUACUCAGUCAGACCCCACUGUAAAUAAAUCUACUUGUACAACAAAUAGUUACAUCCUUUAACAGUGAUAAGCUUUACUUUGCUACUACUUCUAUUUAUUUAGGGAGGUGUUCAUGACUUCUUGCUGUGUGUGAACUGAUUGUGCCUAGUUUGCUGCCUUUGAAAAAAUGAUUUAUUUUUUUAAGCCCCGCAUGAUUUUUGAAGGAGAAGAUGUUUACAUGUUCGACUCUUCAGUUACUUCUAAUCUGUGACUUCAGGUGCAUAUUUGUAAGUCUAAAAAUAAAUAAUAUUAUUUGAUAAAUUGUAUACUAGUGCAGGGCAAUGUCAUUCCAUGCCUCUGGGUGCUAGUUUGUUAUCCUGCACAGUAAGUUAUUCCAAGAUGUUGAUAGUGGUGACUGGAAUUAAGAAAGGACAGCAGACAGUCUUUAGAACCAGAAAUUUAUUGUAGCUUAUAGACUUUCCAAACUGACCUAUUACCAAUAUACACAUCUGAAAAGUUAUACCCACAGUGGCUACAAACUGCAUCAGAAAGUUUACAACCUUUCAGCAUUAGCAUUAAAUCAUGAUCAGUUUUAGUCCUAAAAUACAGCAGCUACAGUGACAGUAUAUGGAAGGAUAAAGUCUUCUACACAUUGACAUUAACACAGGACAACUGUCAGACAUAAGUUAAAAGUUCCCCAGUUUACUUAAAACUACCAGUUAUGUUACCACGGAAGUAAUCAAAACCGGUUCCCCAUUUUAGAAAUCUAAAAUUUUACAUUAAAAAACAGUAAGCUAAUUGUGUCUGUUCUUCCCCUGCUUUCAGGUCCAUCUAGUAUUGUAAAAGGCACUCCUCAGAGUCAAGCUUUACUCAGAUAAAACCCACCACUAGGUCCCAUUUCAAACACUGGGAGGCAAGAUGUGCAAUAGGUAAGAAUAGGUCUGCUCUGUAAAUGAAACAAGCUUUUAGAAACAGCUGGCUCUGCCUUCCCUUUUACCUGUUUGUUUUCCGACACCCCACCCUCCACCUCCCACUCAGCUCUUCGGUAGUUCCUUUAGCAGGUUUAGUCAUUUCCCCAUGGGAUUUUAAAUCUGAGCCACUAACCUGCUUUGGCAGAUGUGCUGUGCACCUAGAGAGCAGGCAGAGAACAUUUAGUAUCAAAAUCUGGAACUUUGCUUACCAUAAUGAGGAGCAACUGGAGCUGUAGUUUCAUAUUGCAAGUAGACAAAUUGCUCUGUAAACCACCACCAAAUGACAAAGCAAAUAAGCAGAUAUUCAGAAUUCAAGGCUCUGACUAGGACCAAAAGUAAGUUCAAUGGAGAACACGACCUGCCUUACGAAAAAUCUAGCCUCACCACCAUGGGGUCAUAACUUACUUUUCGUACCUUUCAGCCAUUCCUUUAAGAGUCCUUUGCAAUUCCAAGUUAGAGAGCUUUGAUCAACGACAACCAAAGUCUGCUGUGUCUCGAUACAAAGAGUAACUUGAUUCACAAGGUUUUCUGGUUGGAUAAUGUACGCUAUAAUUUCACCAGCAGGAACACACAUUUACUAAGUGUAAACAAAAGGCUUAGUACACCAAUGGUCCAUGGUACUGUACAAGGAGCUACAGGGAAUGAGCAGGAGUGUGUCUAAAAGGAAUGAAGUCACUAUGCCCCCCCAACCCUCCCACCCCCAAAAUUAGAAAAGUUCAAAAUCCAAAAAAUAAACCCCAAUCUACGCCGACUGGCAGCCAAGGCGCGCAGGGACACGGGUCUCCAGCCUUCCAGCCUUGAUGACCAUGAGAAGACUCAAGUGAAUAACCUGCCCUGGCAGCAAUGUCAACAGCGCAGCAGCUUUGGACUACAGCAAGCCCCACGCUGAUUAACCGGGGCUCUGGCAAGAACACUUAGCGCAGCAGCAGCAGACUGACUCGCCCCACAUCCAGGUAGCCUUUACUUUUUCCCAGUAACCCUUAUACUGAAAUGAGUUAAGGACCAAAGACCAACUGUAUUAGGCAGGGCAGUUGAAUCUCUGUUAGAGAUCCUGAAAAGCCUUUACAGAAAGUCACAGGCUUGUCUGUUCCCUCUGCAAAAGUAAAGGGG
Molecule: messenger RNA, 6626 nt
Organism: Alligator sinensis (Chinese alligator)
Lineage: Eukaryota; Metazoa; Chordata; Crocodylia; Alligatoridae
Gene: PIK3CD
Product: phosphatidylinositol-4,5-bisphosphate 3-kinase catalytic subunit delta
Exons: 22
Coding region: 1-3141 (1046 amino acids)
Biological process (GO): phosphatidylinositol-mediated signaling; cell migration; phosphatidylinositol 3-kinase/protein kinase B signal transduction
Cellular component (GO): cytoplasm; plasma membrane; phosphatidylinositol 3-kinase complex
Molecular function (GO): 1-phosphatidylinositol-3-kinase activity; 1-phosphatidylinositol-4-phosphate 3-kinase activity
Source: RefSeq, a predicted model, not a curated record